GCGACCCUUACUCAAGUUUUUACCAUGACGCCAAAUGAUGUUGAACAAUUAGCAACAUUUAUGGGCUGUGGGCGUGGGCGUUCAUAGCAAGGUGUAUCGUUUGCCGGAUGAUAUUUUCCAAACGGCUAAAAUUGCCAAAUUAUUAAUGUUAAUGGAGAGAGGAGAUGCUGGAAAAUAUAAGGGCAAAUCCUUGGAAGAAAUCGAUUUGGACAUGGAUGAAGAAAUUGUUUGUGAUGAAGCCAAUGAUGAAGCAAAUUUUCCAGAACCUCAAAUAGAGGUCCCAGAAAAUGCAUUAGACUCAGAUAUUAAUGAAAAUAUUGGUUCAAAAAAAGAAUCGGAAAUAGUAGCCCCAAUACAUGCGGCAGAGAAGAAGAAGCCUCAAAAAAGAGAGCUGGUUCCCUGGACAACUUGCCAAAAAAAAGUUGUUUUGGAGCACUUCGAAGAUAAUAUCAAAAAGAAGCGUCCCCCCAAAAGACACGAAUGUGAUGCCUUGAUAGCAGAGCAUCCAGAACUCUUGAAAAAUAAAAAUUGGUUAAAAAUAAAAGUUUUUAUCCAAAAUGCCUAUACAAAAAAAAUGAGAUUGGAGGCUGAUGAUUGAAUAACGCUUCGAAAAUUAUUUGAUGUGGGUACCCUUCUACUUCCUCAACUUUUCAUUAAGCAAUGUUUAUUUUUCUACGAACAAAUAAUGAUUUUACAAAAUUUAGGCUUUUUCCGAAUGACACGGCAUUUUAUUGGUCAUUAAAUUGUGCAACUUUGCCCUAAUUUAAACGAAUUUGGUAUUAUAUUUUUUUUGUGACCAAUACCUCUUUAUUUUCGAAAAAAA
Molecule: messenger RNA, 823 nt
Organism: Ceutorhynchus assimilis (cabbage seed weevil)
Lineage: Eukaryota; Metazoa; Arthropoda; Insecta; Coleoptera; Curculionidae
Source: the annotation of a GenBank genome assembly